Molecule: messenger RNA, 3792 nt
Organism: Fusarium musae
Lineage: Eukaryota; Fungi; Ascomycota; Sordariomycetes; Hypocreales; Nectriaceae
Gene: CLU1
Product: Intracellular distribution of mitochondria
Exons: 4
Coding region: 1-3792 (1263 amino acids)
Biological process (GO): intracellular distribution of mitochondria
Cellular component (GO): cytoplasm
Molecular function (GO): mRNA binding; protein binding
Source: RefSeq, a predicted model, not a curated record
AUGGCUGAGGAAACCACUCCUCCCGCUCAGGCGCCUGCUGCUGCGUCCGAGGAGCCCGAGACCAACAUGGAGGCCGAAGCUCAAGACGUUGACGCUGGCGCUGAAGCGUUAAUAAACCUUACCAUCGUCUUGCCCGACGCCAAUGCUAGCAAGAUGCAGAUUAUGGUCUCUUCUCAAGAACAGGUUCACGAGAUUCGGCAGUCCAUCAUUGACCUUCCCUCCGCAUUCCAGUACACUUGCUUCCACCUCGAGUUUAACGGCGAGAAGAUCAACGACUUCAUUCCCCUCUCUGAAAUUCCUGCCCUCGGCACCACCCCCGAAUUCCACGUUGUUGAGGACCCAUAUACCGAGAAGGAAGCUCGCAUCCAUUUUGUCCGCAUUCGAGAGCUUAUCGGUGCCUCUGGAGACCGAUGCGACACAGCCCAGGGCCUUCUUCCGGGACUGUCUCUCUUCGAAACUGUCGCCACAGAGGCCGUCAGCAACAACGAGUCGGCCGAGGAGUCACCCAUUCAGAACUACGACUUCCAGGCUGUGCCCUCUCUUACCGAGCUGGUUCCUCCUCCCUCUGAGCCCGCUCCCAAGACAGUGAAGCAGAUCUCCUUGUCCUCCUGGAAUCCUCCUCCUCCUCACCUCCGACAGCGUGGCCACUUGCUCUACUUGGUUGUCUCCACCAACGAAGGCGAGCAAUAUCAGAUCACCUCUCACGUUUCGGGCUUCUUCGUCAACAAAUCGUCUAACGCCAAAUUCGAUCCCUUCCCUCGUCCGGCACCCAAGGGUCAGUCAGCUCACUCUUUGCUUAGCCUCAUCGAGCUCGUCUCUGCAUCCUUUGCCGAGUCUUUCACAAAACUCCAGGACUACAACAACCAACGCGACCCUCUCGCCACUUUCCAGAUCACCAACGCUAUUCCCGCUGCCCCUUGGGUGGUUCCCUCUCCUAACUCCACUCUUUGCACACAUCUUCCUGAUCCUGCACGAUCUCAGGAGACCUACCUACUUAAUGGUGUCGAGAACACCGACACUCUGCGAGACUGGAAUGAAGAGUUCCAGUCAGCGAAAGAACUUCCUCGUGAAACUGUUCAGGACCGUGUCUUCCGAGAACGACUCAUUUCUAAGCUCUUUGCCGACUAUAAUGAGGCUGCUACUCGAGGCGCCGUCAUGGUCGCACGGGGCGACAUUGCUCCUUUAAACCCCACAGAAUGCAGAGAUGCUCAGAUCUUCGUCUACAACAACAUCUUCUUCUCUUUUGGUGCUGACGGUGUUGGUACAUUCACUUCUGAGGGUGGUGAUGAGGCGGCUCGUGUCGCUACUGGCAAGGAUGUCGCUGGUGUAAAGCUCGUCAACCAGUUGGAUAUCGAAGGACUUUUCACUCCUGCCACCGUGGUUGUUGACUACCUUGGCAAGCGAAUUGUUGGUCAGAGCAUUGUUCCCGGCAUUUUCAAGCAACGCGAACCUGGUGAGAACCAGAUCGACUACGGUGCUGUAGACGGCAAGGACAUCGUCGCGGCCGAUGAGAGGUUCGCUCCCGGCUUUGCUCAGCUGUCCAAGGCUCUGAAGGUCAAGAAACAUCCUGUUUGGGACAAGGAGGGUAAGCGAUUUGACUUGGAGGCCAGUGUGGAGACCAAGGGUCUGCUGGGUACAGACGCCCGCAAGUAUGUCUUGGAUCUAUACCGUAUCAGCCCCCUCGACAUUGCUUGGCUGGAUGAAGACGGUCUUCCUGAGGAUGGCGAUGCUUACCCUCACCGCAUGACAGUCCUCCGACCGGAGCUUGUCGACUCAUUCUCGCGAUACAAGCUGAAGCAGUGGGUGGAUAAAGAGGUUGCCCGUCGAGCUGAGCAAAAGAAGGAGAAGGAGGCUGAGACCAAGGCUGCAGAGGAUGACGCCAAGGGUGAAGAGGGCGAGGGCGAGAAGAAGACCACAGAGGGUGAGGGCGAGGGUGAAGCCUCCAAGGAAGAGGAUAGCCAGCCUAACCUGUCAGACUUCAAGUUCGCCCUUAACCCUGACGCUUUUAGUGGCCAGGCUCCUCAGACUGAUGAAGAGAAGGCCGAGUUUGCCGCUGAUGAGGAAGAAGUCAGGGCAGCUGGAAAAUAUCUCCGCGACCAGGUUAUCCCUGACCUGCUCAAGGAUCUUUCCGAGUCCGAGAUCAGCUUCCCCAUGGAUGGCCAGUCACUGAGCCGACUUCUACACAAGCGCGGUAUCAACGUUAGAUACCUCGGUAAGGUUGCUGAGCUCUCUAGUGAUGGCCGGCUCCGAUGCUUGCGCGACAUUUGCGUCCAGGAUAUGGUUGCCCGAGCCUUCAAGCAUGUUUCUGCUGUUUACCUCCGACACUUACCAGUCCCUGCUGUUCCUGCUGCUGUUUCUCAUCUCCUCAACUGUCUGCUUGGGCAUCGCUUCAAUGAGAAGCCCGUUGCUGAGCUCGAUCCUUCCAUCCGCAACCUCUACACUGAUGCCGACUGGUCUUUCGAGAAGGUUACACCUGAGAGUCUGCGGGAGAACAUUGAGGAGCAGAUCCUCCAGCGAUUCCGAUAUGAGCUCGACGACGAGUGGCACAACCAAGUUCGUCCUGUGCAACUUCUUCGUGAGGUGUCUUUGAAGAUUGGUAUUCAGCUUCUAGCCAAGGACUACAGUUUCACUGCUGAGACUGCUGCUGCUGCCACCACUUCUGAAGCUGCUCCUGCAAAGGUCGAGAAGCCUGUUGCCAACGGCCAGACCAACGGAGAAUCUGGUAGCAGCAAGAAGAAGAAGAAGAGCAAGGCUCGUGAGGCUUCUCCUGUUGAGGCUGCCGCCCCAGCCAAUGUGCACACUUUCAACCCCGAAGACGUCAUUGACCUCGUUCCUUUAAUCAAGGACUCGUGCCCUCGCAGCGCCCUCGCGGAAGAGGCACUUGAGGCUGGCCGUAUUUCUCUUCUCCAAAACCAGAAGAAAUUGGGCCAGGAGCUUCUCCUGGAAUCCCUUUCCCUACACGAGCAGAUUUAUGGUAUCUUACAUCCCGAGGUCGCUCGUGUCUACAACAGCCUAUCUAUGCUCUACUACCAGCUCGAUGAGAAGGAGGCUGCCGUUGACCUUGCUCGCAAAGCUAUCAUCGUCGCUGAGAGGACCGUUGGUGUCGACUCAGCCGAGACUCUCCUUAACUACCUCAACCUGAGCCUGUUCCUCCACCAAAUUGGUGACAGUAAGGGUGCUCUGGUGUACUCCAAGCACGCUCUCAAGAUGUGGAAGGUCAUUUACGGCCCUGACCAUCCUGAUUCUAUCACAACACUCAACAAUGCUGCUGUGAUGCUCCAGAACCUCAAGGCUUACCACGAGUCUCGACUCUGGUUCGAGGAGUCACUGCGCGUAUGCGAGUCUGUUUUCGGCAAGCAGUCGAUCAACUCUGCUACCCUCCUCUUCCAGCUGGCUCAGGCUCUUGCUCUAGAUCGCGACUCAAAGGGGGCUGUUACUCGCAUGCGAGAGUCUUACAACGUCUUCCUUGCUGAACUCGGACCUGAGGACAAGAACACCAAGGAGGCCGAGAGCUGGUUGGAGCAGCUCACUCAGAAUGCUGUCAACAUUGCCAAGCAUGCCAAGGAUGUUGCUGCUCGAAGACUCCGAACGGGUGUUCGGUUUACCACCAAUCCCUCAAGCUUGGCGGCUUCCAAUGCUACUGUCCCCGGCCGCGCGGGACCUGGUUCACAAGUUGACUCCCGCAGCAUUGAUGAGCUUAUCAAGUUCAUCGAGGGUGGUGAGCAUCAACAGACCAAGAAGCGAACUGGCCGUGGAAACCCUAAGAGGCGAGGCCAAGCUGGAGCGCGAUAG